Molecule: messenger RNA, 1907 nt
Organism: Anguilla anguilla (European eel)
Lineage: Eukaryota; Metazoa; Chordata; Actinopteri; Anguilliformes; Anguillidae
Exons: 3
Coding region: 621-1268 (215 amino acids)
Source: RefSeq, a predicted model, not a curated record
GCUUUUAGAGCCAUUUCACUUACAGGACAUCGCAAUGCGAAUGGGGUGCAGACGUUUUUAUUUCCAUGUAAACAUAGAAUAACUGGAACAAUGUUAGUGACGAGUCUUUAUGUCUCCCAUAACUUCACCGAGGCUUUACGUUGACAGAGCCGAUAAAUAUUUCAGGCGCUGUGGGUGGGACGGGGAUAGCUUACUCACUGGGGCUAGAUGACCUCCGGCCUUAUCCGAGCUAAUCGGGAGUUUGAUGAAAACUUAAUUGCCCUUUUCACGAGGAAUCAAAAAAACAAAUCGAAUCAAGCUGCAUCCCAGGUCUUUUUUAAAUGCCCAUCCUCGGGUCUGUUCCAGACGUGGAUUUUUACCUCUCCGUCCCUAGUUCAUUCACAAUGCUUUUCCUGUAAUACGAUGCGUGUGCGGAUCAAUAAAACAUGAGCCGCGUCCUGACUGUCGAUCAGCUGAACCUCCUCAGCUGUAUAAGUGGUGAAAGGCGGCGUAAUCUCCUCGGACAAGAUCCCGGCUGUGAUUGAGAGACGGAGAGGGCCGCCUGUUAAAACCAAAGCCGAGCGAGCUCCCCUCGCAUCGAUGAAUGGACCUCAUUCGCAGAAACGGGGAAUUUCGGCGCGAUGGGUAGCGGCCGGGGUCUGGCUCGGGUGAUCAUGGAAAUGCGGAACGAGAUCAAAAAGCUGGAGUCGGAGAAUAAGGCGCUGCGCGGGGAGUUGGAACUGCCGCCGUCGGGGCGCGAGACUGUGGGGCCAAGCUCGGUACCGCCCGCAUUCCCACACAGACACGCGGCGGAAGAAACCCCUUCCCACGCUAAUUUAAGACGAAAUGCGUCUGCACCCACGCUGGAAAGACAAUACAAGGAGAACAUCAUAAUGACGGUGCGGAGAUAUUCCAUCUCCCCUAACAUGAGGACAGUCAACCGGAAGAGCGAGAAAUUGACGUGCGGACUGGACAAUGCGGGUGUGGAGGCACGCGACACUGUGGACGGACAUUACAGUGACUGGACCACACUUCAGGAGGAAAAUCGUGGUAAUGCGCCGGCCCUGCUGGAUCCCGCUUCCCGGGACGACAGCAGCAUUUCCCCCAAGGAGAAACUAACCAACAGACGGUCCCUCCAAGAAUACGUGCACAAAAACAGGGCUAAAGUCAAAACGGUCACGUUCCUCCUCCCUGUGGAAGACAUAUACACUAACCGGCCAUUCCUGGCCAAUCACAGGCCGGACAGGAACACGUAUGACCUGGGCGUGAUUGUAGAGAAGGACUCAUGAUGCGCAGAGGAGUGUGUCAGGAGAUGAGCGGAGGGAAAGAGAAGCAGAUAUCCCACAGGAUCCAGGUCAGAGCUGUCUCCUGUAUUGUUCAGCAGGCGAAUCAGGCAGCUGAUUUUAUCGCUCAGGCCUGGCCCCAGAGACUCCUGUUACAGGUUCAGUUUCCAGCAUCCAUCCAGGUAGAGUGAUCCAUCUGUGUGUGGUGCUCCGAGGCUGCCCCCCCCACCCCCGCCCCCGCCCCCGGAUCAGAUGUCUCCCCCACAGCAUCAAUCUGACUCCAGUUCGGAAGAGGCUGCAGGUGACGGCCGUUAGCAGCACUUUGGUUUCGGUUUCAGCUGAUGAAACCAAAGCAAAAUCAGCAUCAUUAUUUAUUUACUUUUUCUGUCCUUCCCACUCAGAGUAUGUUCUGCUGGACUCACGUGUGUCUGUGUGACAUCAGAAUGCUGUCUUUAUUUCCACACGUGUAACGUUGUUUUUUCUGUUUAAAUGUGUAAAAAGUGAGAGUAUAACACUACUUGUGUCAUUUCCUGUAAAACAAAAAAAAUAUUUUUGUAAAGCAAUUCAAAGUUUCUGCUCUGGUUCAGACUUCUUUAUCUCUGUUUAAUAGUAUAAUAAUGUGUUCUAUGUAAAAAAAAGAGAGUA